Messenger RNA from Hippopotamus amphibius kiboko, 2107 nucleotides. RefSeq names its product serine peptidase inhibitor, Kunitz type 1 (gene SPINT1). The record is from RefSeq and is a predicted model, not a curated record. Gene Ontology annotation, molecular function: protein binding; serine-type endopeptidase inhibitor activity. The transcript is spliced from 10 exons. NCBI's taxonomy places the organism in Eukaryota, Metazoa, Chordata, Mammalia, Artiodactyla, Hippopotamidae. The coding region runs from base 380 to 1957 and encodes 525 amino acids.
CGGGGCCGAGGAGAGCGGGGAGGAGGCGGAGCGGGCUCUGAGCAUGUUUGGCCCUUUGUUCUGCGCUCGUGCGUGUGUCGGGGUACGUGAGCUCCUUAGACGUCCGUCUGGCCGUCAGUCGGGCGGCCGGGUCACCGGAGUGUGCGUGGGGGGACCGGGCCCGCGUGCCCCUCUUCGUCCCCGGGGUGCUUCGGUGCUCCCCGGUCCUCCCCUUCACUUCCUCCCGGCCGGCCCGCCUACCUUGAAGCCUGCCGGCUGAUCCAGUGUCUCCUCCUCCGUCCCCUCCCCUCUCUCAGGUAGCAAUCACCCUCGGAGCCCAGAGGCCCGCACUGUGAAGGUGACCCCCUUGGGGAGGAGGGUGACGGUCCCUAGGAGGACGAUGGCCGGGGCCCCCCUCUCCCAGGCCCGCGUCCCAGCGGUCGCCGUGUGGCUCCUGUGCUCGCUCGGCCUCCUGGGCACCGAGGCCGGGCCGCCGCCUGUGCCUCCCGGUCUGCUCACGGCGGACAACUGCCUGCACCGCUUUACCCCCGGGGUGCCUGCCUUCGUGCUCGACACCGACGCCUCGGUCAGAAACGGGGCCACCUUCCUGCGCUCCCUCACCGUGCGCAGCGGCCGGGACUGCGUGCACGCCUGCUGCAGCUCCAACAACUGCAAUCUGGCGCUGGUGGAGUUGCAGCCCGACGACGGGGAGGACACCGUCGCUUCCUGCUUCCUCAUCAACUGUCUCUACGAGCAGAACUUCGUGUGCAAGUUCGCUCCCAGGGAAGGCUUCAUCAACUACCUCACGCGGGAGGUGUACCGCUCCUACCGCGAGCUGCGGACCCAGGGCUUUGGAGGGUCCCGGAUCCCCAAAGCCUGGGAUGGCAUAGACUUGAAGGUACAGCCCCAGGAACCCCUGGUGCUGAAGGGUGUGGAGAACACAGACUGGCACCUACUUCAGGGUGACACAGACGUCAGGGUAGAGAGGAGCGAUGCAGACCAGGUGGAGCUGUGGGGACUCGAGGAAGGCAGCUACCUGUUCCAGCUGACGGCGCCCGGUCCAGAGCAGCCAGGGAGCACCUCUAACAUCACAGUCACAGUGCUGUCCCCCGAGCAGACUAAAGAAUAUUGCCUCGUACCCAGCAAGGUGGGCCGCUGCCGUGGCUCCUUCCCCCGCUGGUACUACGACCCCACGGAACAGAUCUGCAAGAGUUUUGUUUAUGGAGGUUGCUUGGGCAACAAGAACAACUACCUUCGGGAAGAGGAGUGCAAGCUCGCCUGCCACGAUGUGCAAGGUGGGCCUUUGCGAAGCAGUGUUGGGGCUCAGGCGGCACUCCCCCAGGGCCCCUCAGUGGAAAGGCAUCAUCCAGUGUGCUCUGGCACCUGUCACUCCAGCCAGUUCCGCUGCGGUGAUGGCUGCUGCAUCGACAGCUUCCUGGAGUGUGACGACACUGCCGACUGCCUUGACGCCUCCGACGAGGCCACCUGUGAAAAAUAUACCAGAGGCUUCGAUAAACUCCAGAGGAUCCAUUUCCCCAGCGAUAAAGGCCACUGCGUGGACCUGCCAGACACGGGCCUCUGCUUAGAGAGCAUCCCCCGCUGGUACUACAACCCCUUCACUGAACGCUGUGGCCGCUUUACCUAUGGCGGUUGCUAUGGCAACAAGAACAACUUUGAGGAGGAGGACCAGUGCCUUGAGUCCUGUCAUGGCAUCUCCAAGAAGGAUGUGUUUGGUCUGCGGCGGGAAAGCCCCAUUCCCAACACCGGCUCCGUGGAGGUGGCCAUUGCAGUGCUCCUGGGCACCUGCAUCGUGGUGGUGGUAGCCAUCCUGGGUUACUGCUUCUUCAAGAACCAGAGAAAGGGCUUCCACAGACACCGCCACCGCCACCCCCCACCCGCUACCCCCACCAGCUCCAAGGUCUCCACCACCGAGGACAUGGAGCACCUGGUCUAUUACCAAACCACCCGACCCCUCUGAGCCUGGGGCACGCAAGGGCCCUCGCCAGCUCUCACCUGGCCCUGCUUCCUUCUUGCCAAGAUGGAGGCCUGGGCUGGGGAAGACUUUGGGACCAGACUUCUCCAGCCUGUUUCCCAGGCCCGUUCUGCCUCUGAGGCCAGGGCUCCAGCC